AUGGCUCGUAUCGCCUGGGACGACGAUGUAUCAAGCAUCUCCAGUGGUGACUCUGUUCACACCUUGUCCCCUUCUGACUUUGAAGUACUUGACAUGGAUGAGCCAAUGUCUUCGUUUGAGACGGGGAUAAUGACCCCAUCCGAGUCGUCCUUCUCUUUUACGCCGCCAGGAACACCCUCGACUGAAUCAGACUUUUCGGCACAAGAGAAAUGGGAUGACCUAGUCGUCACAUACCGUCAAGCCGUUAAUCAAGUUCGACAAAUUGAGGACGAAAUGACCAACCUCCGCUAUCGCAGCCUCCAGCCACGCAUCAGCAUGGACGUUGAGAGAUCCGGCAUCCACCAGCGAUCCCAGCCACGGACUGCUAUGCAAAGUCUAUAUGACAUCAAUGACGACAUGCAGCCCUCUCGACGAUGGGACAGCACCCGCACCACUCUCGACCUAGUGCCAGGAGCCCAUCAACUCAACCUUGAGUUGAGCGAGGCGGUGGAACUCUCAAUUGUGCAACUGGAUACCCUCAGUGGGAAGAAAACCAUGAUCAGCCUGACUGCCAAGUCAAGUGGGGCGAAUCUCAAGCAAUUGCUGGGAUUCUGGGAGUUCAGUAUGCCAUUGGACAAGUAG
Messenger RNA from Fusarium pseudograminearum CS3096, 621 nucleotides. RefSeq lists its product as uncharacterized. NCBI's taxonomy places the organism in Eukaryota, Fungi, Ascomycota, Sordariomycetes, Hypocreales, Nectriaceae. The transcript is spliced from 2 exons. The coding region runs from base 1 to 621 and encodes 206 amino acids. The record is from RefSeq and is a predicted model, not a curated record.